Aspergillus ibericus CBS 121593 is the source of this 1266-nucleotide messenger RNA. It is a transcript of the gene sun1, whose product is annotated as SUN family protein UTH1. Gene Ontology annotation, cellular component: cell surface; fungal-type cell wall. The record is from RefSeq and is a predicted model, not a curated record. Bases 1 to 1266 code for a protein of 421 amino acids. The transcript has 3 exons. Gene Ontology annotation, biological process: fungal-type cell wall organization. NCBI's taxonomy places the organism in Eukaryota, Fungi, Ascomycota, Eurotiomycetes, Eurotiales, Aspergillaceae.
AUGAAGUUCAAUACUGUCGCCCUCACCUUGGCUACGGCCGGAUCGUUGGUGUCUGCUCAGCACCACCACCAGCACCGCCACCACCACAAGCGCUCCCCCGAGACCGAGGUCGUCACCGUGCCCGGUCCCACCGUCACCACCUAUGUCCUCGACGGAAAGGUCAUCUCUCUGGAUGAGGUUUGCGCUGGUAUCCGCAAGGGAACUUUGACGUGGUCCGGAAGCGUUCCUGCGAAUGCUUGCUCUUCCUCGACCGUCUCUUCUACCACGACGACCCCUUCGGCUACCCUCGCGGCUGCUGCGGAAUUCAUUGAGGUCGCCGUCAAGCACUCGAGCAGCAGCAGCAGCAGCAAGGCUACCAGCACCAAGACUAGCAGCUCCUACUCUUACUCGGCCAGUGCGUCCGCUAGCGCCUCCGCCAGCAGCUCGUCCUCUGCCACCGGUGUGGAUAAGGAAUUCCCCGAUGGUGAGCUGGACUGCGACACUUUCCCCUCCGAGUACGGUGCCGUUGCCCUCGACUACCUUGGACUCGGCGGUUGGUCCGGUAUCCAGUACGUGACCAUCGUCGACGAGAUCGUUGACACCAUCGUGACCGGUGUCACCGGCGACUCUUGCAUUUCUGGAGCCAUGUGCUCCUAUGCCUGCCCUGCCGGUUACCAGAAGUCCCAGUGGCCCAGUGCCCAGGGUUCGACUGGUCAGUCCGUCGGUGGUAUUGAGUGCAAGAGCGGAAAGCUUUACCUUACCAACUCGGCUCUGUCCAAGAAGCUUUGCAUUGAGGGUGUUGGCGGUGUUCACGUUCAGAACAACCUGAGCGAGGAUGUCGCGGUUUGCCGUACUGACUACCCUGGUACCGAGUCCGAGACCAUCCCUCUCGCUGUCGCCAGCAACAGCGAGCUUCACCCCCUGACCUGCCCCAACGGCGACUCCUACUACAAGUGGGAGGGCAAGACCACCUCCGCCCAGUACUAUAUCAACCCCAAGGGUGUCUCCACCGAGGUCGGUUGCCAGUGGGGUAACAGCAGCGAGCCCUACGGUAACUGGGCUCCUCUCAACAUGGGUGUCGGUGAGAACGACGGCAAGUGGCUCUCGCUCUUCCAGAACAGCCCUACCACUUCCACCAAGCUCGACUUCAACGUGAAGAUUGAGGGUGACGACCUGAGCGGAUCUUGCAAGUAUGAGGACGGUACCUUUUACUCCGAGACCGGCUCCAACGACUCCGGCUGCACUGUUGAGGUGCUCUCCGGCUCCGCCACCUAUGUCUUCUACUAA